Molecule: messenger RNA, 414 nt
Organism: Necator americanus (New World hookworm)
Lineage: Eukaryota; Metazoa; Nematoda; Chromadorea; Rhabditida; Ancylostomatidae
Exons: 3
Coding region: 1-414 (137 amino acids)
Biological process (GO): sleep; regulation of synaptic transmission, cholinergic; positive regulation of voltage-gated potassium channel activity
Source: RefSeq, a predicted model, not a curated record
AUGCCCUUGGGAUUUUUCCGUCUUUUCAUUUUAUUCACUUAUAUUUCAAACGUAUUCUGUAUAACUUGCUAUGAAUGUACAUCUUCACAAGGACAAGAAUGUAAAUAUACGGCAACCUCAUGUCAAUAUGGAUUUUUCGGAUGUGUUAAAAUUGCAGCUUUCUCGGGAGGAGUGGAUAAAAUGGGAAUGUGGUAUGAUCAGGAUAGACGGAUUAUUUCAAUGAUUCGAGGAUGUGCUAUAUUACCAUUUGGAGGAGCGGACAUGUGCGAACAAACAUCAAUUCUUGGCACACGAAUAUUGAAAUGUACAUGUUUUAAUGAUUACUGUAAUUCAUCAGGAGUAUUUAAUUUAUUCCACAUUAUAUUUUUAAUUCCCGUUUUAUUCUACGUUUUUGCAAUAUCGUACGAAUUUUAA